Messenger RNA from Rhineura floridana, 2351 nucleotides. RefSeq names its product zinc finger protein CKR1-like. NCBI's taxonomy places the organism in Eukaryota, Metazoa, Chordata, Lepidosauria, Squamata, Rhineuridae. Gene Ontology annotation, biological process: regulation of cytokine production; regulation of immune system process; negative regulation of transcription by RNA polymerase II. The record is from RefSeq and is a predicted model, not a curated record. The transcript has 2 exons. The coding region runs from base 407 to 1948 and encodes 513 amino acids. Gene Ontology annotation, molecular function: DNA-binding transcription factor activity; RNA polymerase II cis-regulatory region sequence-specific DNA binding.
GAUGAACCAUCUACCUUGCCUUUCUAAUAAGAAUUAAUCAUCUAUUGUGUUUUCAUUUUUUCCAAUUUUCCGUCUACAGCUCAUAUACAUAGCAAUUUGUAUCAAUGCUCCCUAAAACAGGGUUGGAGAUAGUUUGCAUUUUCCUUACCUUAGGGCGUGGGCGGGGCCGGUUUUUGAAAGAGCACUCUCUGGUGCAUAUGAAAAAAGUUGUGGUUUUGUGUGUGUGUUAAAAAAAAGAAGCCAUCAAGUACUUUAGCUGGUCUUUCCAUUUGCCCCAGGGGAUGCUGUUUCAAAACCCCACCCACACAGCAAGUGGCCCUUUGUAGCCAAUAAAUUGCCCUUAACCCUCCCCACUUGUUGCCUCCUUGUGAGGAAGUGGGUGGUUGGGUGGAGGUAGGCUGCUUUGAUGGCAAACAGGAAAAGGGCAGCAGCUGAGGAUUCUGCUUUCUGGUUCUCAAACAACCCUGCUGCAGAUAAAUUGCUAAACAGUAAUAAUAAUGAGGAGGAAGAGGAGGAGGAUGACGAAGAGGAGGAGGAUGAAGGACCUGAGGAACUACGGCCAGGCACCUCCCAAAGCACCCCCAAGCGGGUCAAGCCCUUGGUACACCGGCCUCCCCCUAAGCAGCUGAAAAUGAUCCCGGUGGUUAAGAAGGAUAAGGCGACCCAGCGUGGGCACGCCUUGAAGAAAAGUCUUGAGAGCCGCUGCUCAGACUGCACAAGGAGCCUGCACGCCACCAGCCGGGGCCGCCAGAGGAGCGAGGCCAACGCCGCUCGGGAAAAACCUUUCCAGUGUGGGGACUGCGGGAAAAGCUUCAUCUGGAGUUCUCACCUGGAGCGCCACCGGCGGAUGCAUACGGGGGAGAAGCCCUUCAAAUGCCUCAACUGUGGAGAAGCCUACAGCCAGAACUUCCACCUCUUGCAGCACCGGUGCUCCCAGCUGAUUGAGAAGCCCUUCAAGUGCCCCGAGUGCGGGAAGCGCUUUGCCCAGAGCUCGGCCCUGGAGAACCAUCGGAAGGGCCACACGGCAGAGAAGCCCCACAAGUGCACCGACUGCGGGAAGUGUUUUAUCUGGGCUUCCCACCUGGAGAGGCACCGGCGCGUCCACACCGGGGAGCGGCCUUUCAAAUGCCCUGAGUGCGGCGAGACAUACAGCCAGAGUGCCCACCUGGCCAAGCACCGACGCAACCACAUGGGAGAGCGGCCUUACAACUGCCCGGCCUGCUGGAGAAGCUACGCUCUGAUCUCUGAGCUGGAGGAGCACAAGAAAACCCACCUGGGCUGCGAAGACUGCGGGAAGGUCUACCGGAGCAGGCAGACGCUGAUGCGGCACCAACGGGGCCACCACCGCGAGCGCACCCACCUCUGCGAGGAAUGCGGGAAAGGGUUUGUCUGGGCCUCCCACCUGGAGCGCCACCGCCGGGUCCACACCGGGGAGCGCCCUUUCCCCUGCCCCACCUGCGGGGAGAAGUUUGCCCAGAAAGUCCAUCUCCUCCAGCACAACAAGACGCACUCCCAUGCACGGCCCUACAAGUGCGGGGACUGCGACAAGCGCUUCGGGGACAGUUCGGCUUUCCUGGCCCACCAGCGGGGACACGCCAUGGAGAAGAACCACAAGUGCCAGUACUGCGGGAAAAGCUUUGCCUGGAGCUCCCACCUCGAGAGGCACCAGAGGAUCCACACGGGGGAGAAGCCCUACAAAUGCCCCGAUUGCCCCGAGCACUUUAGCCAGACCUCCCAGCUCUUCAAGCACCAACGCAGUCACCUGGGCAAGAGGCCCUACAAGUGCAGCGAGUGCGGGCGCAGCUUUGGCACCACCCUGGAAGUCAUCAUCCACCAGCGGACCCACUUUGGGGCCAAGCCCUAUAGAUGCUCCCACUGCGGGAAGGGGUUCACCCGACGUGCCAACCUGCUGAAGCAUCAAAGGAGCCACGUGAAGGAGAGCCCGUAAGGAACACGUCACUGGGCCAAAGGUGGUGAGGAAAAGUGUCCUCCUCCUGCAUUAAAGACAGUCUAGAAUCCACGCAAAGAGAAGCCCUUCUGUAGGUUCUGAUGAUGGGGAAGCUGCAGGGCUGAUCCCGCUCUUGCAACAGCACCAGAUAAAUCUGCACGUGGUUGAGGAAUAUUUCAGAAAACGCAAUAGCUUAUAAAUGAAGAGAUUGUAGAAAUGCCGUGGUGUGGAAGAGGUGUGGCCGACACCAGGUUCUUGAAAGAAGGCCUAUCAAGGUAAAAAUAGCAACCAUGUCCACUGGGAAAUUGAUCCUGAUUUAGAAUUCAUAUGGAUGUCUUAUUUGCAUUUGUUUGACACUGUGUACAUAUAAAUAUACCCCAAUUUUUUGGGAAAAAAAGCUUUA